Effrenium voratum is the source of this 1590-nucleotide messenger RNA. The record is from the annotation of a GenBank genome assembly. Lineage: Eukaryota; Dinophyceae; Suessiales; Symbiodiniaceae.
UGUUGCCGGAUUCCCUUUUUGAAUGGUUAGUUUGAUGCCUGCCGAUAGUAUUGAUGAGGACUCCGAUGUCGCUACAGGAUGGCUUAAGCUCGCCGAACUGCUGAAGCAGGCUUCAGCUGCACUAGAUCGAGUUGGCGACGCAAGUGUGUUUUCAGAUCUCCACAGAUACAAAGAAGACAAGGCCAAAAUCGAGGAGAGUGCUACAACUGUGGCACAGGUCGCCGCUGGUUUGAAGCGCGGAGAAGGUGCCAAAGCUGCCAAAGUGGCUGCAACAUCAACAUCCUUGAUUGACAAAUUGGCAGCGAUUGCCGGGGGCAAGAUUGCGAGCCAGUCAGAUAGCCCUGGAAGACUUAUCAAGAGCAAAUGCUCUGAAAGUCCGCACUCUUCUCAAAGGAGCAAAAGCCCGGUUGAGGGGGUCGCCGAGGAAGACAUUCAAGAGUUUGUCACUACCCACGCAUUGGACGAGUGGGUUGGGGAGGCAUUGAUGAUGCUGUCUCCGUCUCAAAGACACUCUGUGCUGCAUCCUCCCUUGAACAUGGAACGUGCUCGCAAUCCGAACGGCGUUGUGAUGAGCAGGGUCAAGCAAGUUGCACCCAUCGAGGAAAGAGUCCAGAUGUUCGUCAAGGUGAAUGACCUUGCAGAGGGAGUUGUUGAUCGAUUGUCAACUUUGACUGCUGACCAGUGUGAGGCUGUGAUGGAUUCGGGCUUGAAGAUCCAGCGGGCGGCAAACCCGUCCGGAGUUGCCAUGAGCAGAAUCUCGGAAGUUCUUCGCACUAUGGGGGAUCGUGGUGGCCGGCCUUUGCAUCUUCACCCGCGCAGUGAUGCCAACUACCGACUUGAAAUCCGCCACAAGAAUGGUGGAAAAAGUCGCCGUAGCAGGAGCCGCAAACGCCGGCGUCGGCAUGCAGAAGUUGAUGAUAUGCCGCAAGAUGUCAGGCGUUUGAUGGAGGAGCUCGGCCUAGAAGAUUGGUGUGGAGAGGUUUUAAGGCGGCUGAGUCUCUGGCAGCGACAGGCCGUUGUCCGAGAGCUUGGGAACAUGCGCGGUGUUCGAAAUCCGUCUGGUGUGGUGAUGAGCCGUAUCAAGCAAGUGGCUACACCGGAAGAGCUGCUGACAAUCUUUGUUGACCUGAAUAGCUUGGACAGAGCUGUGGAGGCAAAGCUUUGGGAGCUAACGCCGGAGCAGCGGAUGGAAGUCCUGGCCCCCGGUAUUUUCGUGCAGAACGUCCGAAACACUUCCACUGCUGUCCGCAGCCGCAUUGCCAACGUACUAGAGGGCCGAAGUGCUAUGACUCGGCCACCGCGGCACGAACCUGGUAUGGAUGAAGGCCUGCUAAGCUUAGCCCGUGUACGCAUGCAUUAGCUUCUCCAUUUUGCUGCACAGGUCCUGGCCGAGAAAGGCUUGCCAGCGCAGCUGUGUGCAGAUGUAUGCAGCUGUUCGCAGUGUACAGCUAUUGAGCAUACUAUGCCUGGUUCCUUGUUGAGGCGGAAGCAUCACAGGAGCGCAAGCCGGCAGAAGAGGCGCCGUCAUGGCGGCGGCUCCGGUUCCAGCGAGUCUCGAAGACGUCGACGCUGAAGUGCAGCACCAGAGUG